AUGCCUGCCCCAACCUACAGGCACAGCAAAAAUGAACUUUUCAACUCGACCGGUUUUGCAGGCGCGGCAGCGCGCUUCUGGAAGCGCUCUUAUGCCUCGGAUUAUGUGGGACUGGCGGUCUGGAUUACGGGAUACAUAUUGAUUCAAUUCCUCGCCGAACCGUUUCACCGCAUGUUCUUCCUCGACAAUCUUGCAAUUGGAUAUCCGCAUGCUGAGAUUGAACGUGUUCCAGUCUCAUGGCUGUUCAUCUACGCUGGCGCAGUCCCCCUGGGCAUCCUGGUAGCAUGGUCGCUCAUUGUCCGUCCCGGAGCGCACAAGGCGCACGUUACGAUUCUCGGCUGGUUCAUCAGCAUGCUACUCACGCUCUUCAUCACGGACGUCAUCAAGAAUGCAGUGGGGAGACCACGACCAGAUCUCAUCGCACGAUGCAAGCCAGCACCCGGAACGCCAGCACACGUCCUGGUCACAUAUGAAGUUUGCACAGAGACGGACGACCAUGUACUACACGACGGAUGGCGCAGCUUUCCUAGCGGACACAGUAGCUUCUCUUUUAGUGGACUUGGAUACCUGGCCUUGUUCAUUGCAGGACAAUGUCACGUCUACCGUCCCCGAGCCGAUCUUGGGCGGGUGCUGGUGGCGUUAGCCCCAUUGCUUGGGGCUGCGCUGAUUGCCAUCUCGCGCUGUGAGGACUACCGACACGACGUGUAUGAUGUAUCGGUGGGAUCGAUUCUGGGCAUGGCGGUUGCGCAUUACACGUAUCGGCGAUAUUAUCCCGCACUUCGCAGCAAGGCAUGUGCGACGCCGUAUCCGAAUCCUGCAGACGAUGUCUAUGGGAAGGUCAAGGACGACGAGGAGAGGUUGCGAGGGGUGCAGGAAUUUGAACUGGAAGAUAUUGAGGAAGAGGAGGACGGGGGGCGGGAGAGUAGGCCGCUGAAUGGGAGAAGAUGA
This is a messenger RNA of Plenodomus lingam JN3, 948 nucleotides long. RefSeq lists its product as uncharacterized. NCBI's taxonomy places the organism in Eukaryota, Fungi, Ascomycota, Dothideomycetes, Pleosporales, Leptosphaeriaceae. Gene Ontology annotation, molecular function: phosphatidate phosphatase activity. Gene Ontology annotation, biological process: phospholipid metabolic process. The record is from RefSeq and is a predicted model, not a curated record.